AUGAGGGUCCAAUUUAUUUUUAGAAAUGAUGCAGUUGCUCAAGCUAUUGAUGUUAGACAGUUGGAUGUUAAAGAUAUAGAAUGUGAUGAACCUUUAGCUCUAGUCUUCACAUUACACUCAUUUUAUAUUGCAAAGAUUAUGGGAGCUGAUCCAGAAUUUUUGCAAGAUUUACCUCUCUCAUAA
This is a messenger RNA of Meloidogyne enterolobii, 183 nucleotides long. The record is from the annotation of a GenBank genome assembly. NCBI's taxonomy places the organism in Eukaryota, Metazoa, Nematoda, Chromadorea, Rhabditida, Meloidogynidae.